GAGUUACCCGGAAGUCUCAUGUUUGUGUUGGGCUGCGUUGCUUGUUGUCGCUUGGGGCUUUUAGACUGGUCUUUACUGCUCCUGUGCUCCAUCUUCGGUACCAGCAUGAAGGAGCCGUCCGUCUCUCCGGGGCCGACCCCAGUCCCCGUUUUUCUCACCAAGCUCUGGGUUCUAGUGGAGGACUCGGCUAAUUGCGAUGUGAUCGCUUGGAACACGAAUGGACAGACCUUCAGCAUACUGGAUGAGCAACGGUUUACCAAAGAGAUCCUUCCCAGAUACUUCAAGCACAGCAAUUUGUCCAGCUUCAUUCGGCAGCUUAAUAUGUAUGGCUUCCGCAAGGUGAUGAGUUUGGAGAACGGUCUUGUAAAAUCUGAGAGCGCCAUUGAGUUCCAGCAUCCUUUCUUUAAAAAAGGGAGACCGGAGUUAUUGGAACACAUCAAGCGUAAGGUGAACUCGGUAAAAACAGAAGAUGCUCAUCUGUCCCAGGACAAUUUGCAGAAGGUUAUUAAUGAAUUAAAAGUGCUUCAAGAUGGACAAUCCAACAUGGAUUUCAAGUUGGAUACAAUGAGGAGGGAAAAUUAAAUUCUUUGGAAGGAGGUUUCUUCUCUGAGAAGGAAGCACAGCCAACAGCAGAAACUUCUUGCAAAGGCCAUUAACAAUUGAAGCUUCACAGUCCUCUUCCCCUAAAUACAGUCACAAUAUGCUGCAGCUUACAGAAGGAGGAGUUAGUGAGUGAUACACAGCAGGUGAUUCUAAUGGAUGAGACUGAUGUGAAUCUUCAGCUGGAGGUGGAAGAAUCUCAUUACCCAAGCAGCUCU
This is a messenger RNA of Xenopus laevis (African clawed frog), 818 nucleotides long. Its product is annotated as heat shock factor protein 3-like. Bases 19 to 582 code for a protein of 187 amino acids. The record is from RefSeq and is a predicted model, not a curated record. The transcript is spliced from 7 exons. Lineage: Eukaryota; Metazoa; Chordata; Amphibia; Anura; Pipidae.